Panicum virgatum (switchgrass) is the source of this 516-nucleotide messenger RNA. RefSeq names its product E3 ubiquitin-protein ligase SIRP1-like. The record is from RefSeq and is a predicted model, not a curated record. NCBI's taxonomy places the organism in Eukaryota, Viridiplantae, Streptophyta, Magnoliopsida, Poales, Poaceae. The transcript has a single exon. The coding region runs from base 1 to 516 and encodes 171 amino acids.
AUGGAAGGGGACAGCGCCGCCGACGCAGACGCCAACCAGCAGACGCUUCCGCGGGAGCCCGUGGUGGCCGGGGCAGAACCAUCGUCGUCGACAGAGCCGUCUCCGUAUGGCGGCGACGUGCCGGAGUUUUACCACCUCCAGAUGCACUCGCGUCGCUUAACGACGUUCCUGAUCCGCCGGGACGCCGCCGCCUCGUACACCCACGUGGUGGAGAGGAUCCAGCUGGACGGUGUCGUGACGUGGUACGUCGACGGCGAGCCCGUGGCGGGCGGUGGUGACUACAGGAACGGCGGCGUCCCCGCCUCGGGCGAGGCCAUCGCCGCUCUGCCGGAGACGACGGCGGGCGAGGGGGGAGAGUGCGCGGUGUGCCUGGAAGCUUACGAGGCCGGCGACACGCUGAGGACCAUGCCCUGCGCGCACGGCUUCCACGAGCGCUGCAUCUUCGAGUGGCUCCGGGUCAGCCGCCUCUGCCCGCUCUGCCGCUUCGCGCUGCAAGCUGAAGCCGGAACGGGUUGA